This is a messenger RNA of Cololabis saira (Pacific saury), 3234 nucleotides long. It is a transcript of the gene xrcc1, whose product is annotated as X-ray repair complementing defective repair in Chinese hamster cells 1. NCBI's taxonomy places the organism in Eukaryota, Metazoa, Chordata, Actinopteri, Beloniformes, Belonidae. Gene Ontology annotation, cellular component: nucleus. Gene Ontology annotation, molecular function: damaged DNA binding. Gene Ontology annotation, biological process: base-excision repair; single strand break repair; double-strand break repair via nonhomologous end joining. Bases 430 to 2307 code for a protein of 625 amino acids. The transcript has 17 exons. The record is from RefSeq and is a predicted model, not a curated record.
CAUUUGCACCCUUUUGGUGGGAAAAUGAGUUCUCCUCGCACGUUUAACGUCAAAUUAAAAGAGUUUCUAUGCAUUUUCUGGUGUUUACUAUAACGAAAAAGGCAACGGAUAUGUGUUAAAGAUAAAACGGUGUGACAGAUUUACGCGCAGCCGUACUUUGAGUGAGUUAGAUCACUAAGAAACCAAAGGUUCAGUGUGCUCAUUGUGUGCUAGCCUGCUAUCACGUUGGUUUGGGUGAACAGCUGAGCAGCCACGAAGACCAUUCACCCCCAGAUAAAUACUGACUGUAUCGCCACUGAAAGGAAACUAUAUGUAUUAUCUUUACGUACUUAGACACUAAACUGCUCAGCGACCUUAAAAGCGCCUGGUUGGUUCAUUCCAGCGCUCAUUAAUCAUUUUUUUUAACUGCUUCGCAUCAAGAACAACAUCAUGCCAGAAAUCAAACUCAAACACGUCGUGUCCUGCAGCACUGAGGACAGUACUCACAAAGCUGACAACCUGCUGAGCUCAGACACCUACAGAAAGUGGAAAGCAGCGAGACCUGGGGAGAAGCAGACAUCAGUCAUUUUACAGUUUGAGAAGGAAGACCAGGUGCACAGCAUUGACAUUGGAAACGAAGGAUCAGCUUUCAUCGAGGUGUUGGUGGGGAAUUCCUCAGCUACCAAGGACCAGGACUAUGAGGUUCUUCUUGUCACAUCUUCCUUCAUGUCUCCCACGGAGAGCCGUAAUGGCACCAACAUGAGCCGUGUGCGUUUCUUUGGACCCAGCCAGCUGCAGAAGAGCACAGCUCAGGAGAAGUGGGACAGAGUGAAGGUCGUGUGCAGCCAGCCAUACACCAAGAACAUCGCCUACGGACUUGCCUUUGUCAAGUUCCACUCACCGCCAGAUAAAAAUGAUCCUCCCAUUACCUCCCCUAAGCUGACAAAGCUGGGGCAGUUCAAGAUGAAGGAUGAAUCUCCAUCAUCCGCGUCCAGCCUGCAGCCCGGCAGUCUCUUCUUCAGUCGGGAAAAUACAACUAAGCCGAGCACUUCCAUCAAAGUGUCUCCUCAGAGUGACAAGUUGAGCUAUGCUGCUGCUGCACUGCAGUCGGGUGGCAGCUCUCACUCAUCAGGCCAGGCUUCCUCUUCCAACUCUGCCUCACCACAGCCGCCAGCAAAGAGGAAGUUUGAGUUUAGCAAAGAGCGGCAGUCUGCUCCUGGCCCUCCCCUCUCAAAGAAAACAAGCCCUGCUGGUUCCCCCGAGACCAAAUCGGCAACCCCCAAGCAAAAGCCAAGUCCAGUCAUCACACCCAGCCCAAGUGCUGCAAAAGCGUCAUCAGCCCAGAAAUCUACUGAAAAGAAGAGGGAUGGUCAGUCUAAAGCAGAGCCCAAACCCAAACAGAAGACAAAACCCAAGACUGACCAGCAGGUCCCAUUCAAUCGGAUCAUGGGGGGGGUGGUGUUUGUGCUCAGCGGCUUCCAGAACCCUUACAGAGGGGAGCUGAGGGAAAAAGCCUUGGAUAUGGGAGCCAAGUAUCGACCUGACUGGACACCUGACUCCACCCAUCUUAUCUGUGCCUUCGCCAACACUCCCAAGUACAGCCAGGUGAAAUCUGCAGGCGGCAUCAUCGUAAGGAAGGAAUGGGUGAUGGACUGCCAUAAAAGAAAACAGAAGAUCUCAUAUAAACAGUAUUUGAUGGAUGGAGCCGAGUCGAGCUCAGACAGUGAAAUGGAGGUGGAUGACCAGAGUGAAGAGGAAAUGAACGUAAAGACGCCACCGAAGCAGGAGAGACAAGUUACACCUAAAAAGACACCAGUGAAGAGGGAGGAAGAAGAUGACUAUGCAGGAUCCACUGAUGUGGAUGAACCAAAUGACGAUAAUGAAUCUUCUGGAGACACAGAGGACGAGCUGCAGAGAGUGGAGAAGGGGAGCAGGCAGAAGAAAGCAGCAGCGGGAGCCGCGGCGGUGACCGAGGAGGACCCGUACGGGGGGUCGACGGAUGAAAACACAGACGCUGAAGCUGAGGAGGAUCAUCCCAUCCCCGAGCUACCAGAUUUCCUAAAUGGAAAGCACUUUCUCCUUUAUGGUAAAUUCCCCAACAACGAGAGACGACUGCUUUUAAGAUACAUCGUUGCAUUUAAUGGAGUUAUCGAGGAUUACAUGACGGAUAAAGUGCAGUUCGUGGUGACCAGUGACGGAUGGCAUGAUUCCUUUGAAGACGCGCUGAUGGAGAACGGCAACCUGAACUUUGUGAAACCUGCAUGGAUUUAUGCGAUCAAUGAACGACAGAAACUGCUGCCAUAUCAGCCGUACACCGUCGUCCCAUAAACAACACAGUGCCUGCCAGGCACACACACACACACACACACACAAGGAGCCGACUUCACGUCCCGAUGAAGAAGUCGCCCGCAAAGCCAUAGAAGAUGUUAUUUUUCACUUCAAAGAAGCAAUAAACCAGUUGUUGUUCGUGUCUUCACAUUGACUUUUUACACGUUCUUGAUAAAAUAACUCCAGGCCUUUAGAUGACGUCUCCACAAAUCUGGGAAAUAAUGUCUGUUGAAUUGUGUAAGGUAAGGAUUAGCAAAUGUUAGAAGUAGUAAUAGGUUUAUUUUUAGCUUCCCCUCCCCGGAGCAGAACAAACGGUUAAACACUUAUUCAAGAGCUGCUCAUCACUUGGACAUUAUGAAAGAUACAAAGCCUCAUUCAGGACUUUAUUGAAUUUCUUCAGUUCCUUUCUUGAGACAUCUGCAGCUCACAUCGGUUGCCUCAGGCAACAAGGAAAAUGAGUGAUCACCUCGUCCUUACUGCUGCUUGUAGGGAUAAAACUCCCUCCCGGAAGAAUUCCUACUGACCAAACCAAAGCCGGGUCAGACGAAAGGUGCCGAAUAUCUAAUGCAGCAGCUAACAACUGAAAAGAAAGAGAUAUAAUACCAAUAUUUCAGGGUAUGUAGAUGCUGGGGGAUGUUUGUUUUUCUUCCUUUAUUUUAUGAAAUACUGCAAGUGCUGAAGGCACUGAGCUCUAUGCUGUUAGAGGUUGGUAAAUAUGAGUUGAUGUUCAUUUAAGUGGGUUGAGUACUUGUAAACGAGGACGCUGAACAACUUUCAGAAACGCCCGCUUCAUUCACGUCACUGUUGGACGUUCUGCUUUGGGUUCUCGCUCCUCCAGAGCAGCUUUUUGAAUUCCGUAUCUCAAACACUUUUUCUUAUUACUGUCGUACUUAAUUAUUUUGUCUUAAUAAAAAUGGAAAAUGAAAA